AUGCCAGACCGCAAGAUCUCAGCAUUAGACAUCCAGGCACACUCGACGCCCAAUGAUGCAUGGCUUGUCAUUGACGGUGUAGUGUGGGAUGUCACAGAAUUCGCCCCUGAUCACCCAGGCGGCAUCGACAUAAUUGUCGAAUACCUUGGCCGUGACGCGACCAAGGCCUACAGUGAGGUGCAUGGUCCGAAUCUUGUCUCGAAACACCUGGGGUCUUCCAAACGCAUAGGCACGCUUGACGACGAGACUAUCACGGACGAAUGGCGGUCUAAGCUAGAGGGCGCGGAAGAAGUCGAGGGCAGUACUCCUGUUAAUGAAGGCCCUCCAGAUCUCGAAUCGAUACUCAACAUGUAUGAUUUCGAAGAUGCCGCGAAGAGGAUCGUCUCGGCCAAAACGUGGGCUUAUUACUCCGGCGCCGCUAAUGACUGCCUGUCCCUGCAAGCAAACAUCGACUGGUACCGUAAGAUCUGGUUCCGACCGCGGGUGCUGACGGGCGUCGGGAACGUCGACACAAGCGUAACGAUCCUGGGACAAAAGUAUUCAAUGCCGAUCUUCUCGUCGCCGGCGGCGCUUGCGAAGCUAUCUCAUCCAGACGGGGAGCUGGCAAUGGCACGAGGCGCUGUUGCGAAGGGGACGACGAUAUGCGUGUGCAAUGGUGCCAGCUACUCACUCGCAGAAAUCUCAGAUGUGGUGCCAGAGAACUAUCCAAAAUUCUACCAACUGUACUUCAACAAAGACCGCCGGAGCACGGAGAAGCUGAUGCGCGAAGUCAUCUCGCUUCGACCACGAGCAAUCCUGGCGACGGUAGAUUUGCCUGUGGUAGGGAAGCGAGAAGCCGAUGAAAGGAUCAAGAUCGAAGCCUCGUAUAAACCCACAAGGAAUGCACAAGUGCAGACCCUGCCCAAGGACAACAAGGGCACGGGUCUAGCACGUGCCACUGGCAGUUUCAUCGACCCCACUAUCACAUGGCAGGACAUUAAGUGGCUCAUCGAGCUGUCCGACAUCCCUGUCUUCGUCAAAGGCAUACAGUGUGCACAGGACGCUCGGCGGGCGCUCGACAUCGGAUGCAAGGGCAUCUACAUCUCUAACCACGGUGGACGCGCAGUCGACACCGCGCCUCCCUCGAUUCUGACAUUGCUAGAAAUUCAAGCCAAUUGCCCGGAAGUCCUCGAGCAAAUGGAAGUUUUCAUCGAUGGUGGGAUUCGGCGAGGAACCGACGUCCUAAAAGCGAUUUGUCUCGGCGCCAGCGCAGUGUGCUUGGGACGGCCGUUUAUGUAUGCGGUCACCUACGGCCAAGCGGGCAUGGAGAGGGCAUUGGAGAUCCUCCAGGAUGAGCUGGAGACAGCGAUGCAGAUGGUUGGAAUUACGCGGCUGGACCAAGCGCAUCCAGGUCUGCUGAACACUGCCGAGAUCGAUCGCUAUGUCAUCCGUGGCGACGCCCAUCCGUGGGCCAAGAAGGUCGUGAGGAGAGUGAAGCUGUAG
Messenger RNA from Exophiala aquamarina CBS 119918, 1482 nucleotides. RefSeq lists its product as uncharacterized. The record is from RefSeq and is a predicted model, not a curated record. The transcript has a single exon. Gene Ontology annotation, molecular function: oxidoreductase activity. Lineage: Eukaryota; Fungi; Ascomycota; Eurotiomycetes; Chaetothyriales; Herpotrichiellaceae. Bases 1 to 1482 code for a protein of 493 amino acids.